CUCUUGUUUCACAAGAACAAGAGCUCACACACACGCCCCAAACUACGCUCUAUAAUGUUAAAAUCCCACAAUUUUCUCCAAAUCUAAAAAUAUUUUUUUUCUUUUUCACAAUUCUUUGUAAAAAUUGCCCCAAUUCUUUGAUUUCAAUUUUUAUUAGAAAGUAAUUUCAAUCCCUAAAUUAAAAAAAAAGAAAGAAAUAGAAACUUAUAAAAAAGGAAAGCGAAAGGAAAUUAUUUUUUUUAUUUUUUUUGUUUUCUAGGGUUAGGGUUCUUGAUCAGUCUCAGAGAGAGAGAGAGAGAGGCGAUAUGGAUGCGAAAGGCGAUUCGAGUGAGUCGCGAAUAGGUGGCAAUGGAGGAGAAGAAGAGGGGGUGAUGAUUAACAUCCGCUGCUCAAACGGUACAAAGUUUACGGUGAGGACCAGCCUCGAAUCAACUGUUGGAUCUUUCAAAGCUGUUUUGGCUCAGAAUUGUGAUGUCCCCGCUACCCAGCAACGAUUGAUUUAUAAAGGGCGAAUCUUGAAGGACGACCAAACCCUUCAAAGUUAUGGUUUGCAAGCUGAUCAUACCGUCCACAUGGUUCGUGGUUUUGCCCCAUCUUCACCUACGCCACCUCCUGCAGCUAGCACAAAUGUUGCAACUCCUAAUACUUCACCAGGGGUGACACGAGGUGUUGGUUCUAAUGAUGGUGCUGGUCUGGGAGCAUCCUUAUUCGCUGGACUUAAUCCACUAGGUGGCAGUGGAGGUUUUGAUUUGUUUGGAUCUGGACUUCGUGAAUUUGAACAAGUACAGCAACAACUAACUCAAAAUCCCAAUGUGAUGAUGGAACUAAUGAAUACACCUGCUAUUCGAAGUUUGAUGAAUAACCCAGAGUUGAUGCGCAGUUUGAUUAUGAGCAAUCCCCAAAUGCGUGAGAUUAUUGAUCGGAAUCCAGAGCUUGGGCAUGUACUUAAUGAUCCAAGCAUUCUUCGGCAGACAUUAGAAGCUGCAAGAAACCCUGAACUCAUGCGUGAAAUGAUGCGAAACACUGACAGGGCAAUGAGUAAUAUUGAAUCCUCUCCUGAGGGAUUUAACAUGCUUAGGCGUAUGUAUGAAAAUGUUCAGGAGCCCUUUUUGAAUGCUACGACUAUGGCUGGAAAUAAUGGAAAUAGUCUGGGUUCAAACCCAUUCGCAGCUCUAUUGGGCAAUCAAGGUGGUUCUCCAGCUAGGGACUCACCCAACAACACUUCUACAACUGGUUCUGAAACCACUCAGGGACAAACUUCCCCAAACACAAAUCCUCUUCCUAACCCUUGGAGCAACACCGUUGGUGGUGGGGGGACCGAGACCAAUACUACUGCAAGGUCAAAUCCUGCUGCAAAUGUCCAGACACCAGGUAUUGGUGGUCUUGGAGGCCUUGGACUGCCAGAUAUGCCACCCGUGUUGAAUGGAAUGCCAGAUGCUUCUCAGUUGACUCAAUUGUUGCAAAACCCAGCUAUAUCACAGAUGAUGCAUAGCAUGACGUCUAAUCCCCAAUAUAUGAAUCAGAUUAUGAAUCUCUACCCCCAACUACGAAUUAUGUUUGAUUUGAAUCCUCAAUUGAGAGAAAUGAUGCAAAACCCAGAGGCACUUCGUCAGAUGUUUUCCCCUGAGACAAUGCAGCAAAUGCUAGCUUUACAGCAGUCACUUCUGUCUCAGCUCAAUGGACAGCAAUCAACCCAGGAUUCAGCACAGACUGGCGCUACUACAGGGGCACCAGGUACCGCUGGUCUGGAGUUGUUGAUGAAUAUGUUUGGUGGUCUAGGUGCUGGUAGCCUGAGUGUUCCUAACCAACCUGAUGUUCCCCCAGAAGAGCUGUAUGCUACACAGUUAUCACAACUCCAAGAAAUGGGUUUCUCUGAUACACAAGAGAAUAUCAGAGCACUACGUGCUACUGCUGGAAAUAUCCAUGCUGCGGUUGAGAGACUUUUGGGAAAUUCCGGGCAGUAAUUCCUCAAAAUUUUAUGCUUUAGAAUUCGACCAACUCUCAUGUAAGACAUGUAAGAUUAGUUGAUUUCGACUGGUGCCUUAGCAAACCACAGAUUAUGGGCAUACAACAUAUAUGCUGAUUCCUUGUUUCGGGCAUGUUGAAUAAGCAGGUAAACACGAUGAUAUACCCCCGAGAACUUGUUGAUAUAUGCUUUAUGCAUACUUGGAUGAUCAUUUCAUCUUUAAAUCACGCACUUGCUUAUGUACAUACAGUUCGGAUUAUUUUUUUUCUAUUUUUAAGAACUUAAGAGGAUGCUUCUGGCAUUGUGGUU
Messenger RNA from Durio zibethinus, 2275 nucleotides. RefSeq names its product ubiquitin domain-containing protein DSK2b-like. Gene Ontology annotation, molecular function: polyubiquitin modification-dependent protein binding. Gene Ontology annotation, cellular component: cytosol. Gene Ontology annotation, biological process: ubiquitin-dependent protein catabolic process. Lineage: Eukaryota; Viridiplantae; Streptophyta; Magnoliopsida; Malvales; Malvaceae. The record is from RefSeq and is a predicted model, not a curated record.